Lactuca sativa (garden lettuce) is the source of this 1690-nucleotide messenger RNA. Its product is annotated as putative purine permease 10. Gene Ontology annotation, cellular component: membrane. Gene Ontology annotation, molecular function: purine nucleoside transmembrane transporter activity. The record is from RefSeq and is a predicted model, not a curated record. NCBI's taxonomy places the organism in Eukaryota, Viridiplantae, Streptophyta, Magnoliopsida, Asterales, Asteraceae.
AUUUAAAUCGAACAUUACCACACUUACUCUUCCAAUCAUGAUUAUUUUGAUUUAAAAUUGUACCUAUAUGGACAAAAUAGGCAAGAAGGGAGCAAUAUUUUAUUGAGCUUGCCUAGACCAUAAAGACGAUUACCAUUACAAUAUUUUCGGCGAUGGUGAAAAAGAUGGUGGCGGCGUUUAUGAAGUGGAAGUAGCAGUGUAGCACCCUUACAAACCCAAAACUAGUUCAGAUUUCUCUCGCUCUGCCCUCUUCUCUAUUUCUACUAAUCAAUGAAGGAAGAUGAAGAACAUGCAACAAAUACAGUUGUGGAAGUAGCAGUGUAGCACCCUUACAAACCCAAAACUAGUUCAGAUUUCUCUCGCUCUGCCCUCUUCCCUAUUUCUACUAAUCAAUGAAGGAAGAUGAAGAACAUGCAACAAAUACAGUUGAAACCCUAUUAGAUGGUGGCCGAUGCUUUUCAAAGGUCAUACGAUACAAGUGGUGGAUACAAAUAGCAAUGUUCACCAUGUUUGCACUCUCCGGCCAAUCAGUCGGAGCAAUGUUGGGAAGACUUUACUUCACUAAAGGUGGAAAUAGUAAAUGGAUGGCAACACUUGUUCAAACUGCUGGAUUUCCACUUAUGUUCCCAUUUAUCUUCCUAUUUUCACCUUCAAAAACACCCCCGGAACACCCUGAGCAAGUUGCCAAAAAACCUUCUUGGACAACCCUUGUGAUUAUAUAUACAACUAUCGGCACAUUCUUGGCUGCAAAUUGUAUGUUGUAUACUUUCGGACUCAAGUUUCUGCCAGUUUCCACGUAUUCAUUGAUUUGCGCGAGUCAACUCGCCUUCAAUGCCUUGUUUUCAUACUUCCUUAAUGGCCAGAAGUUCACCCCUUUCAUAGCUAAUUCGCUUGUUCUUCUUAGUUUUUCGUCCACGCUACUUGUGUUCCAAGGCGAUUAUGAAGAGACUAGAAAAAUAUCGAGAAACAAGUAUAUCAUUGGUUUUGUAUGCACAGUUGUUGCUUCUGCAGGGUAUGGAUUAAUGCUUUCCAUAACACAACUCGCGUUUCAAAAGAUUUUGAAAUCUACAAGUUAUAAUGUGGUAUUUGAUAUGAUCGUGUACCAAAACUUGAUAGCUACUGUUGGAAUUCUCGUGGGACUAUUUGCUAGCGGUGAAUGGAAAGAUAUAAAGGGUGAAAUGGGGAGUUUUGAAUCUGGAAGGGUUUCAUACAUAAUGAAUAUUGUGGGGACAGCUGUCUCAUGGCAAGUUUUCUCGAUUGGUUAUGUGGGUUUGAUCUUUGAAGUUUCAUCUCUUUUCUCGAAUGUUAUUACCACUUUAAGUAUCCCAAUUGUGCCUGUGUUGGCCGUAGUGUUUUUUGAUGAAAAAAUGAAUGGAGUGAAGGUGAUUUCCAUGUUGUUAGCUAUAUGGGGAUUUCUCUCUUAUAUUUAUCAACAUUAUCUUGAUGACUUGAAGGAAAAGGAAAGUGCUAGACUUGUAAAUCAUGAUCGUGAAGUUAAUCAUACAUAAAAAAAAAACCUCACUAGUCAAUAAAGUUGUUAGAGACUUCGUAUUUUACUUGAAUUUCCAUAGAAUGACGAGCUCUCGAGCAAAGUAUGUAUACAAAAUGAUUUAAAUCAUUUUUUUGUAAGUGAUAUCUAAUACCUUAAUUACUGUUUGUGUGUAAUGGGAAUACCGAAUUGAUACUACCA